AUGAAGGCCCUCCGCGAUUUAACAGUCUUGAGGAAAGAUUUACAAGGAUGGACAGAUAACUUAGCUUGGGGACCGGAUGGUACUUUAUAUAUCACUACGGUACCGGACCUUACAAGAUGCCAACCGGUGUACAACAAGACAGUAACCAACAAUAGUAUAGAUUUAUUCCAUGUCAAAGAACACAAAUUGUCAUUACCCAACAAACUAGAGUUUGAAAAUGCUCAGGAAAACAUCAUGCUAAAUUCGCUACCGGAAAGUUUCAUUACCCAGUGUCAGGCCUCUCCCGUUAACAAUCUGCUGGCAGUUGUGACAAACAACGGAGGUGUAUGCAUAUACGAGAACGACUUUUUGAUUUCCCAGCUAGAUGAGCCCGGGAAAAUGCUCAAUGAACGUACGUAUCAUUCAGUCUCAUGGAGCCAUGACGGAACAAUGAUCGCUACCGGUAACGAAUGCGGACAGGUGGUUCUGUUUUCAUGCAACACUACAAAGGGUACUUGCUUUGAAUUCAAGUCUUCAAUUAAUUUGGAUGAUGAGUCUAAAAGCUGGGUUACCAAAUUAAAGUGGGUUGAUGGAAACCUGCUGGCUGCAUUGAGCAACAAUGCCGUCUUUCUUAUCAAUUGCGACUUUACUCAUACCCGGAUCAAAGAACCAUCCAGAUUCGCUAUUUUCGAUCUAUGCGCUAUUCAGUCUAACAUACUUAUCACGACAAUUGGCUCGGUUUACAGAUACGAACUAGCUGAUAAAAAAGCCGACGUCAUUCCAUGGAAUGGAUAUGAAGAACUUUACAUCGUUCCAGUUCCCAAGCAAAAUAAGGCUAUCAUCAUAUCCAACACAAAGAGUUGCACUCUUGAACUGAAUCAAGGUAUUCGAUUAUCAGAGGAUCAAAUACUAGCUCCUCAUCUGGAGACCAAGUUCAGGCGGUGGAACAGUUAUUUUAAUGAACUGAAUAACUAUGAGACUAACUUGUUGAUACAUGGCAUAUCAAUAUCUUGCGAUGGGGCUUCUGUGGCACUGCUCUACAGCAUUGAUAGACUAUCGAUAAGAUAUAGGAUUGUCUCUGAGCAGGUCUACAGGAUCUGUAUCUUGCCCCUUGCCGAUGACUGGGAAAUCAGGCCCGAAUCUUCUGGAUUAGCAUGGUAUCAAAACUACCAGAUAUAUGGCAAGAAAUUGCCAUCAAAUUACACUGAACAGGCUCCAAGCCCCGAACUGAACGUGACCGUAGAAUUUCCGACGUUUCUUGGAGAACUGAUGAGUAGUGACAGCAUGAAUAUCUUGAGAUUUUCCAACUAUUUUGGAGAGAAGCCGGAUAAUCAUCUUUACAAAAAGGCCAUAUACGAGUACGCCAUGGCGCACAGAGAUAAGAUUACCAAUGUACUGGAUAAGGCUUGUGUUUUAUCGAUCUCUCACAUUUUGGCACUGGUUAGCCCCUUUGAAAUAGAUUGUUAUGUGAUGAAAAGCGAGUUUAUUGAAGAAACCUUUACGGCGGCAGUUGGAGAAGAAAAAGAAACUGUACGGUCAAUGGAGGGCCAUGUAUGGAAACGAUGUGCGGCUACCUUUCUUCCGCUACUAACUCCUGAGGUUAAAAUAUGUCCAGUGACAGGUUUCCGAAUGAUUGACUUGCAGAAGGAUCAUUACAACGAAUACGGAUGGCUCACCACUUCACUAUUGCAGCUUUCCAACAGGCAAAGCAUUUAUAGCGGAACGAAAAUGAUAUAG
Messenger RNA from Lachancea dasiensis, 1716 nucleotides. NCBI's taxonomy places the organism in Eukaryota, Fungi, Ascomycota, Saccharomycetes, Saccharomycetales, Saccharomycetaceae. The record is from the annotation of a GenBank genome assembly.